Epinephelus moara (kelp grouper) is the source of this 1978-nucleotide messenger RNA. It is a transcript of the gene vps33b, whose product is annotated as VPS33B late endosome and lysosome associated. The record is from RefSeq and is a predicted model, not a curated record. The transcript is spliced from 19 exons. The coding region runs from base 136 to 1617 and encodes 493 amino acids. Gene Ontology annotation, cellular component: lysosome; CORVET complex. NCBI's taxonomy places the organism in Eukaryota, Metazoa, Chordata, Actinopteri, Perciformes, Serranidae. Gene Ontology annotation, biological process: vesicle-mediated transport; intracellular protein transport.
CAGUCCGUUUGCUCUUGUGUCCGGGGGGAAACAGCGGAUGAGUAUGAUGGGAUCAAUUCCGCUUUUUCUUGGUACGGAAGGAAGGAGUUUGGUUUAAUUAUCAGCGAAACGCCCUUUUGCCGAUGUUCUGACAGCAUGGCUCAUAGUGGCAGGAGAGACUCCCCGGAGCUUCCUGACUUCUCUCUGCUCAAGAGGCUGGCCAGAGAUCAGCUCAUCUACCUGCUGGAACAGCUGCCGGGGAAGAAGGACCUCUUCAUUGAGGCAGACUUGAUGAGCCCGCUUGAUCGUAUUGCUAAUGUAUCAACACUAAAGCAACAUGAAGUCGACAAACUCUACAAAGUGGAAUACAAACCUAUUAUCAGCACGUCAGAUCAGCUCUGUUUUCUGAUACGGCCAAGAAUACAAACUGUCAAAUGGAUAUGUGAUGUGGCCAAUGCAGACAAGGCAGCAGGAAAAUUUAGAAGAUACAAAAUCAUCUUUGCCCCUCAGAAGUUCUAUGCAUGUGAGGUGAUGAUGGAGGAGCAGGGGAUCUUUGGUGAUGUGACUACUGAUGAGUGGUCUUUCUAUCUCCUUCCACUUGACGAUGACAUCAUCAGUAUGGAGCUGCCAGAGUUCUUUCGAGACAACUUCCUGGCUGGGGACCAGCGCUGGGUAAGGACAGCCGGCAGUGCUCUGCACCUCCUUCACUCCCUUUACGGCCCUUUCUCAAAGCUCUACGGGAUUGGACGAUGUUCCAAGAUGGCAUAUGAGUCGUGGAGGGAGCAGGUGGAAGAGGGAGAACAAAAAGCUCGUAUAGCUGAAAUAGGAAAGGUUUUUCUUAUUGACAGAGAUGUGGACUUUGUCACUCCUCUGUGCUCACAAGUUGUCUAUGAGGGACUCGUGGAUGAUAUUUUUAGAAUCAAAUGUGGAUGUGUGGAGUUUGGACCUGAUGUUUCGUCUUCUGACAAAAGUAUAAAGGUCAUGCUGAACUCUCAGGAUAAGGUAGGACUUAUGCCAAAAGACUACCGCUCAUUAAAAGCACAAUAUCUACAGAGCUAUGGGGUGGACCACCUGCUGACAUUUGCCAACCUGAGACAGUUAGGGCUGUUGGUGGAGCAACAGCAGGGAGAAACGCUGACCGUUAUGGAGAGCAAAGUGGGCAAACUAGUUAACGACAAAACUGCAGGAAAACUGACGGACGCCUUUUCUUCUCUAGCCAAGAAGAGUAAUUUCAGAGCCCUGAGCAGAAAACUCAGUCUGGUGCCAAAGUCAGAUGCAGAGUAUGACCUGCGUGUCCCACGAGACAUGGCCUACAUCUUCAGCGGCGCCUACGUCCCUUUGAGCUGCAAACUUAUCGAGCAGGUGUUGGAGCGAGACGGUUGGACGGGGCUUGAAGAAGUCGCCAGGCUGCUAAAUGGGCAUGAAUUUGCUGUUACAGGCAGCAAUGGAGCUGAUUUAAAAGUCAGGAACGAUGCUCAGCGCAUCAUCCUCGUCAUGUUCCUCGGUGGCUGCACCUUUUCUGAGAUUUCAGCCCUGCGGUUCCUCGGCAGAGAGAGAGGUUAUAAAUUCAUUGUGGUAACAACUGCAAUAACAAACAGUUCAAGACUCAUUGAGGCAUUGCUAGACAACCGUGUAUGAAGCCUGUCACCACAUCAUCAUGGACAGAUACUGAGACAUUCCUGCAGCCACUUGUCAUGUAUUCCCUUGAGCAAAGUGAUGUCAACAGAUGGAAAAUGUUCACUUCUGCUGUGUCUGACAAUGAAGGCACUGUAAAGAUGUAUAAAGCUAAUACAUGUUUUUAACACACUUGUUGCUUCUUUACUUUAUUUGUAGUUUUGCAGAGGUGAAAUCUAAGUUUGUAACUAUAGAUUUUAGGUACUUUACUUGAGUAUUUCCAUUUUAAGCUAAUGUUACUUGAUACUCCACUCCAUUACAUCUCAGAGGGAAAUAUACCUUUUACUACACUAUAUUUGUCUGACAAUUUUAGUUACUGUACAGA